AUGGAUUUCUCUCACCACACUGACGAUAAACAUACCCUUGCUGUCGACUUUCCUUCCGCUUUCAUGGACACCAGUCUGAAAAAUAAUGCUACAAAUAAUUUCUCUGAACAUGUCGACGCUGGAGACCACCAAGGUGUCAAUCCCGUCACUGACGACAAGAGCGACACCAAGGAUUGUGAAGACGAUGCCGACAACUUAGACGGCCUGGGCGCGGACCUGGUCACUUUCGAGACAACCAUCGAGCACGAGCGUAUCGCAGAGCUAGAAGCAAAACUCUCGACCGAGCAAGCCCUCGCCGAUGAAUCAUUCAAAAUCAUAGAGGACCUGCGUAGACGCAUAGCCGUCAAAUCCGCUACAAACACCAUGAUCGACCCGGACUUCGUAGCGGUGCUUGAUAGCCUCUUUGCUAAAGAUCGUCACCUUGUAAACGAGAACAAGCGCUUGAGGGAAGAUUUGCAGAAUGCAAAGCGGCAGGUGACGCUGCUGUCUGACGACAACGAGGGCAAGGCCAGGAAGAUCCGCGGUGCGCAUAAAAAAGCGCAGAAUGCGAGGGACAUGGCAGUCAAGGAGGAGGAGAAGGCCAAGGAAGCUGUGAACCAGCGCAACCAGAGCCUGAAGCAGCAGCAGCAGCAGCAGAAGAAAAAUAUGAACGCUUCACUUGCUGAGGUGGCGAGCCAUAAGAAGAUGGUGCAAACGCUGGAGUCGGACUUGCUCACCGCGUGGUCUGGCCAUCCUUACUUGAAGGACAAGACCGCCACGACCGAGGAUGAAAUUGCGUCAUUCUCUAUUUCGCUGAAGAUCAGGAGAAAAGAUUUCCCGCCGUUCAAGCACAUACUCGUGAACAGUCAGGCAAAAAUGACGGCUGAACUCGAGGACCAGUAUCACGAUUGGAAGGAAAGGCAGCAGUGCGUUACCGGAUAUGAGCAUGACGGACAGCGGUCUAGUCGUGGUCUGCAGGUGGUGGCACAACAUGCGAUGCAGAACCCUCGAUCGUAGUCUUCAUCGUGGGAGGGGUGCAUAAAAAGAACACUUCGUCUAGCCGGUUGAGCCCGGCGUAGCAUUUCAGGGUCAGCACUCACUAUCCUUCCCCGUCUCCACAGACGCUCUUCUUGCGGCUUUGCUCCCUCUUGCCCACCCAAAUCCAUCAACCUC
Molecule: messenger RNA, 1152 nt
Organism: Periconia digitata
Lineage: Eukaryota; Fungi; Ascomycota; Dothideomycetes; Pleosporales; Periconiaceae
Source: the annotation of a GenBank genome assembly